AUGAUCAUAAUUGCUCUGCUAUGUAAUAGCAAAACAUUUUCAAGUGCGCUCUUUUUCGCUAACGAAAGCUCUUCUAUACAACCGUUUAGAAUGGCUACGCGACGGCGGUAUGGCACCUAUGGAAGGGCCGUCACGCUUCCGGCUCCGGUGCUCACUCCGACUGGCGACUGGCCGCGACCGACGGAACUGCCGUGGAGGGCAGCCUAUGCACAGCCGCCUCCUCCACCAAUUCAGACGAUUCUACCGCCGGCUUUGCCCCUCGAAUCACCGAGCAGACGUAUCGAGGCGAGAAUGAGACAACGGCUUAUCAACGAACGACUGCGAGCAGUGCACAUUCCCAUCGCUGGAGACGAUGGAAAGACUUCGAUACAAGAUCUUAUGGAUCGCUAUUUGAACAAAUCGAGAGAAUCGGUGGGUCGUCGUACACCACCAUCGCCGACGACAAGAAGAGAAUCUGAUCAGGAUGAGAUCAGACAACUGGUUAACAGGUACACGUCCCCAGGUGCUGAAGAUCAUCCCGAAUCGAAGAAACGUGCAACCGGUGAAGUUGAAGUACACAAUCGUCAAGAAGAAGCAGAUCGUUUUGAGCAACAAGAAGCCACUGCUGGAGAAUCUGAGCAUGCAUCCUAUCGACCACCAAAGCCGAAAACUUCAGAAACGAACAGGCGACCGUCGAAUGUCUACUCCACGAACACUGGUCGCAUGCCGGUCGGCGGCGGGUCUGCUUCUCGUUCUGGGCGAUUGGCUCGAAUAAGUCAAAGUAACAUUCGUCCGUUCAACUCGGGAGGCGUUGGUGGAGGCUAUGGACCUGGAGGUCAUCCUCUCUCGGGACCCGAUCCCUCCAGCCCGUCGAAAAAGGAUGUUAAGCAUCGAUUCGAAAUUACAAAGAAGUUAGGCUCUGGCACCUAUGGAAAAGUGUCACUAGCCUUUGAUCACAAGUUCGAGCGAGAGGUAGCCGUAAAGUUGAUCAAGAAGAGUGCCAUCGAAAACAAAGCCGACUUGGUUCGGAUACGUCGCGAAAUUCGGAUCAUGUCCGCUUUAAAUCAUCCGAACAUCAUACAAAUUUACGAAGUAUUUGAAAAUCGGGAGAAGAUUAUCCUUGUCAUGGAAUAUGCCAGUGGUGGUGAGCUGUAUGACUAUGUGUCGCGUUUUGGAUCGUUGCCAGAGAGCGAGGCACGACGUAUAUUUAGGCAAAUCACUUCGGCUGUAUUGUAUUGUCAUAAGCACCAAGUGGCGCAUCGUGAUCUCAAACUCGAGAACAUCCUGCUCGACCAGGACAACAACGCUAAAAUCGCUGAUUUUGGAUUGUCCAAUUAUUUCGGGAAUAAGACGCUCUUAACUACAUUCUGCGGUAGUCCACUGUAUGCUUCUCCGGAAAUCAUCAACGGAACACCCUAUAGGGGUCCUGAGGUUGACUGCUGGUCGUUGGGAAUCCUUCUGUACACACUAGUUUACGGUUCCAUGCCAUUUGACGGUCGUGACUUCAAUCGAAUGGUACGACAGAUCAAACGGGGCGCCUACUACGAACCUGACACUCCGUCGACUGCUUCUAUGCUGAUUCGAAAUAUGUUACGAGUAAAUCCCGAACGCCGAGCUGAUAUUUUUGACAUCGCCAAUCAUUGGUGGUUGAACCUCGAAGAUAAUAUGCCUGUCAUCCAAGAGUUGCCCGAAAAUCAGAUCACCGACCACACACCUUUGACAGAAAGGGCAGAAACAAUGAUUGUGCAGGACCUUGCCGAUGAGACUGAUGUCUUUAUGGAAUUCGGCCACCUCAGCAAUGAAACACGUAAGAAGAUUGAAGAGUUCAGAAGACGACGAAAGCAGGCUGAGGAAUACAAUGAAAAUUCACCUGUCAAGCCACCAAAGGUGCGCAAAGAUGGACAGCCUGAUGAGAUGAAAAGCGAGGAAAAGAGCUUAAGAGGAGUAAAUGAGCAGGAAAAGAGCAAACAUAAGGAAGAUGCGAAUGACCCGCUGGAACGACUGCGUCAAAUCGAAAACCGCCUCGGUCAACAGAGGACGAAAAAUCAACUUGGCAACGUGCCAAAAGUCGCUGCCCCAGACAAGGAGGUGCCGGGACCAUUCAAACCUCCCCAAGUACAGGAACUGCCACCCCCUGUUCCUGCUAAUCAUGAUGAUGCAAAGGCAAAACGGGAGGUAUCUCCCGAACAACCAGAAGAUCCGAAAUCCGCUCGAAACGAGCAUGCGGCCAAAAACAGCAAAUCGUCACGUGCCCCAUCGUUUGUGCCAGUUAGUGAGCCAGAACCAGCAACUCCUCCAACGAAACGGAACAAUACGCUUCGAACUCCAAUGUCUGCCGCUGCAUAUCGUCUUGAAGCUGAUUCGUUGAAUAUACUGAUGAAUCAGGUGCUUGAACAGAUGGAGAAAGGUCCUGUCAGUUUGAAUUUGGUUGCCCGGGUAAAAGCCCAUCCGAUGUAUGAUUCGCGUCCUAUGGUGAAGGAACUUUUGGAAAGCAUAAUGGCUGCCCAAUCGGAAAAGAUCCAACGUGAGACGAGUAAACUCGUCCAACAACAAAGCCAGGAUAUCGCUCGGAAACAGCAAGUUUCACCUGCGAAGGUGGCUCCGGGAGCGCCCGCAACCAAGAGGUCGGAGAAACGUUCGGCCAUGGGCGAACAACCAUGGGUCAGUGUCGAGGUUGGAUUUGAGCCGGAAGAAGAAUCAGAGGUGGAGAAUAGUCUUCAACAGUCCAUCACCAGCAAUGCAACCGAGGUCACGGUCCAGACCACCUCGUUCGAAGACAGUGACGAUCAGUCCGAGGUAGACAAGAAGAAGACACCAAAACCGAGCGAAAACCAGAUCAAUCGCCAAACGCAAACAGUGAAAGAGGUGGAAGAAGCCGACACCGAAGACGAAGAAGACUACACUGACAGCGAAAUGGAGGAAUUAGCAGACGAGGUGGAACAGGUGGAGCAGAAAAUCGUCGUCGAACCGAGCGACACGCUUCCACCGCCGGAUCCGGUCGUCGCACAACCGCAAUUCCUUGAUGCAUUCGAUCGCGGAUUGGCGAAGAGACAAAGCAAGGGCAAGUAUCAGCACAGUCGCGUUGAUAUGUAUGGCCGUGGCGUAUCAACUGAGUGCGAAUCGCCGACGCUGCCGCGAAAGCACCUCGGUGGACCGCAGCCCACGCCUGACCAGUCACCUUUUCUCUUCGACAAAGCGAAGAAAAUUAUCAUGCAAUAUCCCGGCCGGCCGGACCUGUCCGAGAUUGAAGAUGGAUUGAUAAAAAAGAAAAAAGACUGGCUGAAGACACAAGAUCCAGAUCAGCAAGGUGCUAGCGACGCCAGCAUCACUCCUACCCCGAGUUAUGUUGGCUCAGUUCCUUCACGGACGCCUCCACCUGUGGAUGAACCCGCUCACGAGGCAGAAAACCAUAGCGAGCAGGCAAGUCAACAGAACUCAGAGGAAGAUGAAGAAUCAGAAGAGGAGUCUGAAGUUGAGAUUGAGAAUAUACAUGCUCAUCGUGGCCCAAUAAUCAGUUCUGUGAGAAGGGAUGGAGAAAAGAUUGAAACGAAACCGGCGCCAGCGGUAGCAGCUGUGGUGGCGAGGAAGCUGUCGUUUAUGCAAAGCGCUCCAGCUAGCAUUCACACUUCGCCUUCACCAGAACCAAAAACUCCGACAUCUGCAACGCGAUAUUACACUGCCGUAGCCGAAUUCAAAUUGCAACCUCCACCGGCUUCAGCCGCGGCUCAAGUACCAGCAUCUGCUGAACCAAAGCCGUAUAAGAGGCCUAGCGCAAGCAGUUUGGUCACAACACAGGCUACGAUCGAACCAAAGACGAGUCUACAAGAAGUACAGCAGCCUCGAGUAAAAGAAGUUCCUCGUCCGACUGAAGAAUCACGUCCGACCGCUGGAGUCAAGGAGAACUACGAGUCGACGGCAGCGUUCAUACGACGCAAGAAUCGCGAUCGGCGGAUCCGCAAUCGCACCAUCGGCGCACCUGCGGAAUUGCUACGGGAGCUGGACAAGGCUACAGAAAGCGUCUAUGAUGAACUGCCGAUGUCGCCCGGUCUAAACGUCCCGUACGCCACCACUGCUGCCGAUCCGUUCUAUGCUCACCAUUCAACUACUCCCGGCUCGUCCCUUCUGAACUAUGUACGUCCACGAUAUCACGAUGACAGCUAUCGACGGCGAGACGAACGAUCGUCGUCACCAAGUCGAUCCAAUAAUGCUGCUGUACUACGAGAAGAACUUCGCUCUAUCUAUGAUCCAUCACAGGAUUACAGAAGCGGUGGCUACGGAGCUAGCGAUACUCGCAACUACUACUCGUCCAACGCUAGCUCAAGUUAUUCGAAGAAACUCGACGAGAAUCAAUCAUGGGCAACCGAACCGCGUCGUUUCGAAGUGUACAAGACCAGGGCUGAAAGAGAUGCGGAAAGAAACGUUCAUACUCCAAGCGGAGCUCCAUCCUACCGACCAGCUUCAUACUACUCUACCGCCAGUGAUCGUCCAACGAAUAAUUUUGCCACGAGAAAGCCAGAAGAUACAUACAAGAUGGAUCAGUAUCGAAGUGACCCCUAUAGAAGAUUCGAUGAUAACUACUCCUAUAAGAGAGCUCCAUAUGAGUUUGAAAAAGGAUCUACACCAGGAGCUGACAGUUACAGCUCAUCAACAACUUCGCAUACACUAGACACCAAUCCUUUGGUUGUGAAUAGGUUCCGUCCCACCGCUCGCGAUCGGCAGUCUUACACGAGAACACGUUCGAUGGAUCGCAAUCGUGGCAUCGCUGAUGAAUUCGACUACGGAGAGCCACUUCCUGACUAUACCUAUGUUAACUACCAUGAUUCCUCCAGUGGUAGAGGUAGCAGUGUGACGAAGGAUAGCAACGGUCAGCCAAGAAGCAUUCUAAAAAAUAAACAGAGUGUUGAUCUUGAGCAACGCGGCAUGCCAGAGGAUUCCAGUCUAAUGGGACGAAGCGAUCAGUCAAGCCAUGUGGGACCGGUGCGCUCGGUAAUUGAUCGUUUGCGAAGGCACUUGUCCCUAGAAAAGAGUGCAUCGCCGCAGAGACAGACGGCCAACCAACUGUUAGGCGGUAGUGGAAAUGCGAGACUCUCCGCCAAUUCCAGCCAUGAAAGACCCGUCGAAGAUAGUCCCAAGAAAAAGCGGUCAAUUUUGUCCUUCAAUCGAAGACGCACCAGCGAACUACGUUUGGGAUCUGACGGGAAAUUGGUUACAAAUGGGUAUGACGACCUAUCCAACUACAAACGACCGAGUUCACCUAUUGAAAAGAUCAAAUCCUUAUUCCGCAAAAAUGACACAACACAUGUGACCUCUCAACCAAGCAACGACUACUAUCCGGGGCGGUACAACACCAGCUCUGCAAAUGACAAGACCUACGGCGGAUAUCCGUCUUCAAAUGUGGCUAGAGAGGCUUAUGUGCCCCAGUAUCGAAAAUAUCCAGGUUCAACAACGAGAGAUCCUGCGUCUGUGCUGAACAGAUACAGCUACACACCUGGCAUAACCGACCAACGACGUCAUUGGUACGAUGAUCACAACAUCUACUAGAGAUUUGCUCUGGUCAUCUGCCAAGAUAUUCGCUCCCAGUUACUCGUUGCGAUUGUCUGAUCACAUGUUCUUUCGUUGUUAACCUCGCCUUUUUCUGCAUUUUUCGUCUUCUCUCUUAGUUUGUAUAGAAUUGUUUUACUGCGCAUCCGAUUCGUAAAUCAUAGUUUGCAGUGAUUGCCAAAUUUACAAUUGUAAUGAACGAGGCGUUGACCGGGUGUCUUCUCUCUUCAAAUACGACUAGUUGGUGCUGAUUCAUUAUGCCAUAAUGUUCGAAACAGUCUGAACAACUUCUUCUUGUGCCUGUCAUUAUGCCUUGGCUGAGG
Molecule: messenger RNA, 5843 nt
Organism: Cylicocyclus nassatus
Lineage: Eukaryota; Metazoa; Nematoda; Chromadorea; Rhabditida; Strongylidae
Source: the annotation of a GenBank genome assembly